GCAGUAUAGCUACAGUUUCCAUGUGAAAACAAAGUGCUCUUAUAGGUGGGAAAUGAACAUACAAGUGACUUUUGCUAAUUUUGAAAAUUUUGGAGUUCUUUUAAGCUGGUUUUUUUGACAAAUUACACAGUCAUUUACUUUGUCUAGUAGCUCCAGAUCUACAAUCUUAAAGUAACUGUUGAUUAAUCUUCACUGCAACUUUUUUUAAUACUUUUUACAAGUCCUCAGUUUGCGACAACUAAAGUGCAUUCGCUACCUCAUUACACCUCAGAAGUUUAUCAUAGAAUUUUUCAUCUACUCAGGCAAGCUUCAUCUCGCAACCAUUCAAAAAAUAACUAUUGAUCUGCCUACCGACAUUUUGCACGUGUUGAAGAAUUGAACCACGUAUUUUUGCAUAUUUCUCACAAGGAUUCAUUUUUGAGAUCAACAACAAAAGUAUAAUCAGACUAUUUAUUAAACUACCUGACAGAGUUUAUUACAGUCAUAGAAUUUUUCAUGAUGCAGCUCAUAGAAUUUUUCAUUCAAGUCUACUAUUUGCAAUCAUCAAGUAAAGUGCAAUCAAUUUAUCUUUAUUGAACUAUCUGCUUGCUAUUGUUGCACUUGGGAUUUUUUCUGAUAAAUCAUCAGUUUGUAAUCUUCGACAAAAGUGUAAAUAGACGAUCACCAUUGAACUGACUCACUUCUUUAAGCAUAUCAAUGAAUACCAAGGUUCCAGAAGUACUUUCGACUGUCCUUCAAAGACUGUUCCAAAGACGCCAACGAUCUGAAAAAAUAUAUACUUUGGCUGACGUAUCUGCUCAUUGUCAUCCCAAUGAUUGUUGGAUUGUGGUCUGUGAUUAUGUGUACGAUGUUACAUCAUUUUUGCAUGAGCAUCCUGGUGGGUUUGAUGUGAUUAUGGAACAAGCUGGACGAGAUGCUACAGUUGCGGUUUAUACAGCAGGACACCAAGCAGAGACGAUAGAUCUCUUAGAACCUUUAUGCGUUGGGACUUUAGCUCAACACGAAAGAGUCAAACUGAUUGGUCCCCUAUCAUCAAAUGGACAUUCCAAGGACACAAGUAGCUCUGAAAACUCCGACGUUACAGUUGCAAAUUAGUGUCUAUGGACGGAAUAUUUAUUUAAGCAUUCGAGAACUAAUGUAUAUUCCAUUCGACCAUUUAUUUAUCCUAUUCCUAUUUUCAUUACAAUGUGAAUUUCUUGAAAUUCGUGACGAUGAGAAUCAUACAAGAAAACCAAGCAUUUUUAUUUAUCUGUGAAUAUUCAUUUCAUAUUGCAUUGUCCGAGGUAUCAAUUGUGCUAAGUGAAGAAUGUUGUGUUUCGUAAAGACCAGCUCAUUUUAAACCGAUAAAAUAAACCCAUUUAUUAAACAAUAUAUAAAGCGACUCGUUAAGAACUGUGCAUGGGAAAAAACACUACAGUCAUUUAGAGUUACUUUAUUUAUACCACGUGCGUUAACUUUGCACAGUUUUCUAUUUCUCAGUAUAUUUUUAAAAAACCGUAGAAAGUCUGUGCUCUUUUGUCACGGUUAUACACUAUACAGGUUCUGAAAAAGUCUAGCACUGAUAAAGAAAGUUUAUUUAAAAAAAAAAAACUAUUUAAAAUUAAAACACUUUUUUUAAUUCUUUUGUCUCAACAAGUUUUCUUCCCAUUGGUACCAUAUUAGCAAAGGGUAUGUAGCUGGCGCUAAAAUGAAAAAUUUUUAAAUGGCGUCUAUGCAAGGAAAAAUUUCCAGUUGCACCACGAGAAGGUUUUUGAGGAUCAUCCAUCCAAAAUAUUUGUUUUUAACACAUAUUGCCAAUUUUAACAUGAGUUUAAAUCCUUGAACGGACAUUUAUCACGGUUAACGGACCCCACAGAAGGUAAACUCUGACUGCGCUAGUGACUGGUGCGAAGUUGAAAACCUUCUCAUGACUACGAAAGGUGUACACGUAGAAGUGUAUUAAGGCGGCAAAAAAAAAAAAAAAAAAACUAAUUUGAACUUUGACAUCUUUAAUUUAAAUUAUGUUUUUCGCAAUCACGAGUGUUGGUGUGGGGCGGGGGUAUGUUUGUGUGUGGGGGUUAUGUGUAUGUGUGUAGGCACGUGUGUGUGUGGGUGGUUGUGUGUAAGUGUGUUGGGUAUGUGUAUGUGUGGAUAGAUGUGUGUAUGUGUAGGUGUGUGUAUGUGUUUGUGUGAGGUAUGUGUAUGUGUGGGUAGUUGUGUGUGUAUGUGUAGGUGUGUGUAUGUGUUUGUGUGUAUAUGUGUAGAUGUCUGUAUGCAUGCGUGUGUGUAUGUGUAGGCAAGUAAGUGACGCAACCUGGAGACUGCGUUUAGUUUUCGCUAGAGGAGCAGCAUCGCGAGGCGGCCGGCCAACAGUGGUGGCGCUGCAGAGAGAGGCGGAAGAAAAAUAAAAUCAUAGGAAUUCAAAACUGUCAAGUGAGAACAAUAAACAAUUGUGAUUGCUCAAAAAAUAAAACUCAGUUAAGGCUUAAGUAAAAAAAAAA
Uloborus diversus is the source of this 2480-nucleotide messenger RNA. RefSeq lists its product as uncharacterized. The transcript is spliced from 4 exons. The record is from RefSeq and is a predicted model, not a curated record. NCBI's taxonomy places the organism in Eukaryota, Metazoa, Arthropoda, Arachnida, Araneae, Uloboridae. Gene Ontology annotation, molecular function: heme binding. Gene Ontology annotation, cellular component: membrane; intracellular membrane-bounded organelle. The coding region runs from base 697 to 1095 and encodes 132 amino acids.